ACAUUUCUGCAUUAAUAAAUAUUUUCAGAGGACAAGGGACUAGGUAAAGGUUGCGCGGUGGUUAGCUACAUUUAUUGGAUUUAGUCAAACAGCAUGGCGAGCUAAUGUCGGGUUUCAUGCAGAAUAUGAUUUUGUUGUCUCAACUUUAACAAAGUGGACGUUUCUGCAGUGACUUGUUUGAGCCAGAAACUGAGGAUAAAAUGUCAGGAUCAAACCAAGGACAAGGGAGCGCGGUUGAUGUUCCGCUGCCGGAAUACCAAAACCAAGAAAAUAUGCUGUCCAGACUGAGGGGUCCAAUCAAAAACUGGGCAGACAACCAGGAGAACAUUGUCCCCAAAGCACCACAGAGAACAGUUCUGGGAGGUUUGCAAAACAACCAAUGCAGCAUUUCUCAAAACACAACACAGUUGCUGUCCUGCAAAAAUGAAAGUGAAGUACCUAAAAGUUAUGCAGAGAAGCUGGGCACCAAGCCGCCAGCUUUUCAGAUUCACCUGGAUGAGCCAGAUUCUGCUUUCUCCAGGAAAAGGGUGUCCCUCAAAGCCAAGCCUUCCGUAGAGAUGUACCCCCUGAAACUGAACCCCACAGUUACCUGUCUCAGGCAGCCUCUGGCCCCUCUUGACAUACCUGCCACAUGUGCGUCUAACAUGGAUCUUAGUUUUGGUGAUUGUCCCAUGGAUAUGUCAGUUACUGAAGGUGAAGAGAAGCCAGUGGACAUGAAUGUGGCAACAGAGUAUGCUUCAGAAAUACAUGAACAUCUCAGGGAAAUGGAGGUUAAGUUCAGACCAAAAGUAGGUUACAUGAAAAAGCAGCCAGACAUAACCUACAGUAUGCGGGCUACCCUUGUUGACUGGCUGGUGGAGGUUGGUGAGGAGUACAAGCUCCAGAACGAGACUCUAUACCUUGCUGUGAACUACAUUGACCGUUUCCUGUCUUCCAUGUCAGUCCUGCGGGGGAAGCUGCAGUUGGUCGGAACCGCCGCCAUGCUGUUGGCCUCGAAGUUUGAAGAGAUCUACCCCCCGGAGGUGGCAGAGUUCGUUUACAUCACGGAUGACACCUACACAAAAAAGCAAGUGUUGCGGAUGGAGCAUCUGUUGCUUAAAGUGCUCUCCUUUGAUCUGGCCUCUCCCACCAUCAACCAGUUUCUCACCCAGUACUAUCUCACCCAGCCUGUCAGCACGAAGGUGGAGAGCUUGUCAAGGUUCCUAGGGGAGCUCAGUCUAGUAGACUCCGACCCAUUCUUGAAGUACCUCCCCUCUCAGACUGCUGCUGCCGCCUUUGUUUUGGCAAACCACACUAUAACAGGAAGCUCAUGGUCCAAGUCUCUGGCAGAGGUGACUGGCAACUCUUUAGAAGACCUGAUGCCAUGCAUAGAGGAUCUGCACCAAAUGUACCUCAACGCUGCUACGCACGCACAGCAGUCAGUGAGGGAGAAGUACAAAGUUGCCAAGUACCAAGAGGUCUCUCUCAUUGAUCCCCCCAUGAAACUGUCUUUGAACUGAUUUUUUUGGUGCAUAUUUAUUUUUUACCUUGCGUGUUAUAUUGUCAGAAUUUCAAUAACUGAACUCAUGGCUGUGGUCUUGAGGAUGUGGACAACAUUUUAGAAUUUUUAAAUGUGCAUUUAUAUGUACAAUCCUAUAGGUUAAGGGUUAUUUGAUGCUUGAUGUAGCCCUGGGCUUUAAUGUCGUUAAUCAGGCAAUGUCAUGUUUCUUUUCUUACUAGACAAAUGUUCGCAGUGGUUUUUAAUUGCUUAAAAGCUGUAAAGAUUAGUCUCACUUUCUGCAUCUUUGUAAUAAAACUGCAGCUUAUUUUCCUUUCUGCCACUAAUACACUUGUGAAUAUUUCCUGACAAAUCUGACUAACCAUGGUUUGGUUUUCUAUGACAACUUUAUACUGUGAAAGUCUGUCUAUCUUAAGUCACUUGUCAUGUAAAUGUAUGUCUUGGCAUUCAUUGGUUAUCAAUUAAGGAUUCAUCUGCUCUGUAUAAUGUCUCUUGUAAAUAAAUUCCAUUCCCACAGA
Molecule: messenger RNA, 2016 nt
Organism: Salvelinus fontinalis (brook trout)
Lineage: Eukaryota; Metazoa; Chordata; Actinopteri; Salmoniformes; Salmonidae
Product: cyclin-A2-like
Exons: 9
Coding region: 201-1499 (432 amino acids)
Biological process (GO): regulation of cyclin-dependent protein serine/threonine kinase activity; mitotic cell cycle phase transition
Cellular component (GO): cytoplasm; cyclin A2-CDK2 complex; nucleus
Molecular function (GO): cyclin-dependent protein serine/threonine kinase regulator activity
Source: RefSeq, a predicted model, not a curated record